CCGACGACGAGGAGAGGGUUGCGAUUCGUGAAACGGCGAAACGGUGAAAGACAACCUAAAAGAUCACCGUUGAUUCCUCGUCGGGCUCAAAGGCCAGUUUCAUGAUUUAUCACGAGAUCUCGCUGCCCUAUUUCAUAAAGAACAGAGCACAUGCAUCUUACGUCCCAGCCGGCAAACAUCCCUACCCCUCAGAGCCCAAAAUGCCCACCAUCAUCCCAGAACUCCCUUUCAAACCCACCUGGGCCGAGGCGCCCUCGUCUAGAGACCCCCGCCACGCACCAACCCCCCUAACCGAGGAGCAAAAACAACAUUUCCUCACCCACGGCUGGGUCCGCAUCCCCGACUGCUUCACCAAAGACCAAGCCGACUGGGUAGUCCAAGACGUCUGGACUCGCCUAGGCUCCGACCCAAACGAUAAGCCCACCUGGCGCGGCAGGACCAACAUGCCCUCGCACCGCAGCUUCGACGCCUCCGUCUUCGCCCCGAAAGCCUGGUCCGCCAUCACCGAGCUCUGCGGCGGCGAAGACAAACUCGUCGACGUGUCGCGGCAGUGGAGGGACAACCUGAUCGUCAGUCUCGGCACGGCCGAGAACGAAGGGAGGGACACCGACCCGCGCGACCUCGACAACUGGCACGUCGACGGCGAUUUCUUCGUGCACUACCUCGACUCGCCCGAGCAGGCCCUCCUCGUCAUCCCGCUCUUCUCGGAUAUCAACCCCGGCGGCGGCGGCACCAUGAUCUGUCCCGCCGGCAUGGAGAGGAUCGCGAAGCACCUGUACGACCACCCCGAGGGCGUCUCCCCUUCCAUGACGCCGCGGGGCGACCCCGAUUUUGACAAAGACGUUGGCCUUCGCUUCUACGUCGACCUCGUCAAGUCUCUGCGUCGGCACGACUUUGUCGAGGUUACGGGGGAGGUUGGCGACGUGUUCCUGUUGCAUCCCCUGAUGAUGCAUUCUGCGUCUACGAAUCCCCGCCGUCAGUUGCGCAUUAUUACCAACCCGCCUGUUCACUUCAGUGAGCCGCAGAGCUUCAACCGCCCGGGCGGAACGUACAGUCUAGUGGAGCAGACAACCCUCAGGGCUCUAGGGAAGGAUUCGUUGCCCGAGUGGGAAAUCGCGGGACCCAGGGAGCGGAGGAUACCGGAGCGGUAUAAGGCGCUGGCUGAGAUGCGGGAGAAGGAGAGACGACGACUAGAGGGGACUUCUGAUGUUGCCGUUUCUCCAAUUUGAACCCGAAUCAACUCAUGGGACGUGGUAGCGAAGAAUUGAGACAAAUUCAGUAGCAGCAGUGCACAUGCAGUUUCAACAGGCGGAUAUCAUGAAGAUAUUUGAUAUUUCGUGCUGUCACCAUGAGAAUCAAAUACUAUUUGGCACACAAUGCCUAUACGACU
Sodiomyces alkalinus F11 is the source of this 1390-nucleotide messenger RNA. RefSeq lists its product as hypothetical. The record is from RefSeq and is a predicted model, not a curated record. Bases 201 to 1229 code for a protein of 342 amino acids. Lineage: Eukaryota; Fungi; Ascomycota; Sordariomycetes; Glomerellales; Plectosphaerellaceae. The transcript has a single exon.